This is a messenger RNA of Blepharisma stoltei, 3979 nucleotides long. NCBI's taxonomy places the organism in Eukaryota, Ciliophora, Heterotrichea, Heterotrichida, Blepharismidae. The record is from the annotation of a GenBank genome assembly.
AUGAACAUUUCUUCGUCAGAUUACAAUAAGCUUGAAGACAUCCUUCACUCCAAUUUAUAUUUAUGUGGAGGCACUCCGACUAAAACUGAUGCAAAAAUAUUUAGAGAGAUUGCAGAUUAUUGCAUCGAAUUAUAUCCUUAUCCAAACCUUUAUGGAUGGUAUUGCUUUCUCAGAAAUUUUUCAGAUGAAAUUCUAAAUAGUUGGCCUGACUCUCUUAUUUUAAAUUGAAAUGGGCAUUUCUGUUCCAAUUUAAAGGGAUUCAUUUAUUUUAAAAAAAUACAUAAAUUCUUGAAGACUUAAUUAUAUAAAAUUUAUCGACUCAACACUGCUUAAUUUUAAAUAGAAAAGUUAUAGGCAAAUAUUUGAUUUGAUGAUGUUAAAUUUACCUAUAAAAGUUAAAAUUUUGUUGCAAACUAAAGGGCUAAUUUACUAAAAAAUGAGAAUUAUAACGAUAUUUUGUUUCAGAUUAAAACGAGGGGGAGUGAGCCUACAGUUUAUAAUACCUCAGAAUACGAAGAAUUUGAUCUUUUUGCCAACCACGGGUGAAGCGGAAAAAAAUACACUGUAUUUUUUUCCUACAGUUUCCCACAGUCAAAUUUGACAUAAAAUUUUCCAAUUUUUUGAAAUGAUAGGAAAAAAAUACAUGGAAAAGAAAAAAAAAUUUGAAACCAGGGCGGAAAAAAUUCAACCCCCAAAAAUGAAAAAAAAACGCAUGAAAAAAAAUACACAUAAAAAAAAUAUUAAAUUACUAAUAUUUAAAAAGAAGCAAAGAAAAUGCUUUAUUAAAUAUGAAUGACAAUAGCAGUCAUUGCAUUUGCUAUAAAUUCACAUAAUAGAUAAAAAAUAGAUGCAAGAACUGUAUCAUAUGCUUUAUAGUAAAAAGUUUUCUGUGUUUUUUUCCAAACCGCAUGAAAAACUACUAUAAAAAUUUGAAAUACAGAUCUUUAAGUCAAAUAGAGUUAAAAAUAACGAAAAACAGUCCCAGCUUAAAUCUCUCUUUAAUAACGAGAUUUUAAGAAUAAAAUGAAUGCCUAAAUGUUAAAGAUCAGUUUAAAUAAAAAAAUUAAAAACAGAAGGAAAAAAAUUCAAAUUUUUUUUCUAAAAAAACAGAUGAAAAAAAUAUCAGUAAAAUUUUAACAGUCUAAAAAUUUCGGCAUGAAAAAAUACAAUAGAAAAAAUUUAGUAGGAAAAAAAUACAUAUAAAAUUUAUAUAUUUUUUUUAAAAUUUUUUAAUUAAAAUAAUCCAAAAUAUCUAAGGAUGAGUUAUCCAAACUCUACUGUGUGUGAUUAGUAAUAAUAACUGAUAAUAAAACGAUUAAUUAUUUAUAUUUCUAAGUUUUAUUCCUUCUGGUUUGGAGUCGAUUACACUGCGCUUAAGUCCAGUUGAUCAACUCUUCUUUUAAUUGUCUAUUGGAUAGUUCUAACUCCCCCCCAAUUAAUAGCGGACGAAAAAAUCGUCCGCUAUUAAAAAAGUUCGAUAUUUAUAAAUAUUUUUCUAUUUAAAAUUUUUUAUAAACGGCUGAAAAAAAAAUGCAUUUUUAAGUCAAAAGAGAAGCACUAAAUCUAAUAAAAUGGAGUUGAAUGGAGAAACCAGAAAGAGAAAAGACUAACAGCUGGUGAUAAGCUAGUUAUUGCACAAUACUACCUGGAUCAUCAAAAUGAAGGUCUUUCAUAUGAAGAUAUAGCCUACAAGUUCAAUAUAUCAAAGUCAAGUGUCGGCGAAUUAGUAAAAGGCAUUCAUCAAUUGAAAAGGGGAGAUCAAGGUUUAAAGAAAAGAAAGCCAGAUGCAUAUUAUUAGCUCUCAUAAUUUUUUAAUACCUUUGCGCUUAAAUUAAUUCUAUUUAAAUAUUCCCAUCUUUAUUUCAUUGGCUCUAGUAAAUUUAUGUUAUGCUUUGUUAUGUUAUGUUAUGUUAUAUUAUGUUAUGCUAUGUUAUGUUAUGUUAUGCUAUGUUAUGUUAUGUUAUGUUAUGUUAUGUUAUGUUAUGUUAUGUUAUGUUAUGUUAUGUUAUGUUAUGUUAUGUUAUGUUAUGUUAUGUUAUGUUAUGUUAUGUUAUGUUAUGUUAUGUUAUGUUUAUGCUAUGUUAUGUUAUGUUAUGUCAUGUUAUGUUAUGUUAUGUUAUGUUAUGUUAUGUCAUGUUAUGUUAUGUUAUGUUAUGUUAUGUUAUGUUAUGUUAUGUUAAGAUGCUAUGUAUUUUAAGUCCCUACUUUGCCGCCGUGACGUUUUAUGGAGAUAACCCCGUAAGGUGGCUAAGGCGUGGGCCUCUUCAAGCCCGGUCCGAAACCCCGGUUUCUCGGUUGAGGUGAUGACCAACUGACCGCCUCCAUUUCCAACUUGAUUCGUCGCCCUGAAUCUUGCGUCAACUCUGUCCGUACGUCGCCAAAUCUGCCCACUGAAGGGCACCUUUUAAUUGGGGAGAACCCCGAUUUCUCGUCUAAUUUGCCUUCCCCUCUUUUCCAGUCAUCCCGAGAAAGAACUCAACAGCUUUCGCCAUUCGGGGCAAAUCACAAAAGCAGCUUAGGCAGGUAUGUCGCCCUGCCUCAUUUCUGACACCCACUAGGCUGGGCUCUGCUGGAAAAAAGGAGUCACGAAUAACUGCCCAAGGGUCUUGGUCACAAAAACAGCGAUCUUUGCGCUUAGACCUCUCGCUUUGAGUACAAAGACAUAGCUGGGCCAAUUCCUGGCUCCAAAAACCAUGCCCGGAUAUACACAGGUAACUGUCUCAAGAGGACGGGUUGGAAGUCAUCCGCCAUUUUAUGUAUAUUAGUAAAUUUAUAAUGAACGAUUAUCUUAUAUAAUUUAAAAUUUUUUAUAGUAAAAAAAUUUCCGCUAUUAAAUGGUACCUAAGAGUCCAUUUUUAGGGGAAAAAAAACAUUGAUUUCAUCCGCUAUUAAUUGGGGGGAGUUAGAUAUUUUGGAUUUUUUUAAUUAAAAAAUUUUAAAAAAAAUAUAUAAAUUUUAUAUGUAUUUUUUUUCCUACUAAAUUUUUUCUAUUGUAUUUUUUUACUGAUAUUUUUUUCAUGCUGUUUUUUUAGAAAAAAAAUUUUGAAUUUUUUUCCUUCUGUUUUUAAUUUUUUUAUUUAAACUGAUCUUUAACAUUUAGGCAUUCAUUUAUUCUUAAAAUCUCGUUAUUAAAGAGAGAUUUAAGCUGGGACUGUUUUUCGUUAUUUUUAACUCUAUUUGACUUAAAGAUCUGUAUUUCAAAUUUUUAUAGUAGUUUUUCAUGCGGUUUGGAAAAAAACACAGAAAACUUUUUACUAUAAAGCAUAUGAUACAGUUCUUGCAUCUAUUUUUUAUCUAUUAUGUGAAUUUAUAGCAAAUGCAAUGACUGCUAUUGUCAUUCAUAUUUAAUAAAGCAUUUUCUUUGCUUCUUUUUAAAUAUUAGUAAUUUAAUAUUUUUUUUAUGUGUAUUUUUUUCAUGCGUUUUUUUUUCAUUUUUUUGGGGGUUGAAUUUUUUUCCGCCCUUUUUUCCUAUCGUUUCAAAAAAUUGGAAAAUUUUAUGUCAAAUUUGACUGUGGGAAACUGUAGGAAAAAAAAAUACAGUGUAUUUUUUUCCGCCUCACCCGCCAACCACCCUAAUAUUGAAAAAGAAUUCCUAGAUCAAGCUCAUAAUAAGGUAGAAGACCCAACUGACAAUGAACCAGAGAGGAGCCAAGUUGUAUUUGACAUUAAGCCAGUCGAUAUUACAGUUGAUCUUGAUAGAAUUGCAAGAUUAAUUUUAUUAGAUAUACAGCUAGAUGGUCUCAAAUGGAUAGAGAACUAUAACCUCAAGCCUGUUGCCUAUAAGAUUAAUAUGCUACAAAUGGGCUGCAUCAUUGAAGACACUAUUGAUACUGAUUUUAUUGCAGAAAAAAUAAUGGGCAUUACUGGUCAAUUGCAAUGCGAAUGAGAAGAUGAAAAUGGAGAGGGAAUAGGGAUAUUUUAUUAUACCGAAAGUCCCUUGAUUCAAAGUGUAGAUAUAUCAAGCUUCCAAAAAUUUUAA